Xyrichtys novacula (pearly razorfish) is the source of this 12436-nucleotide messenger RNA. The record is from the annotation of a GenBank genome assembly. NCBI's taxonomy places the organism in Eukaryota, Metazoa, Chordata, Actinopteri, Labriformes, Labridae.
UUUUGUGCACAGCCAAUCCCACUCCGACGUCUGUUUAGCGGGAGAAAGUGAAGGUAACCAAGAGCUAGAAAGAAGGAGGAAUCGAAAAAAACAACGUUUUAAAACAUAAAGUAAGUGACGGUUUGAGCCUUGGACUGAGUUCAUUACACCCUCACUAUCUUCGGGUACGUACGGAAACUUUUUACACGUUAUUUAAGAGGAACAUCACAAUGUCUUCCGGUUUAGAGAUUGUUGAACGCUGUUGUAGCUCGAGCAUCAUCUGUUGAUAACUUCUCACAGCGUCCUGGACUAAAAAGCCUUUUGGGUCUCUUGUUCUUGUCUUUACAGGGACAGACUGAUUACUAUACUUUAUAAAACUAGUUUGUUAAACGUUCUUGAUUAGUAACCAGAAUCAAUUAAGUUGCUGAGAUUAGGUAAAGUGAUAUUAAUCAGGUUAACUGUGGGUCAUGCGCAGGUUAAGAUGCAAACAGAGCUGACAUGCGUUUCUCUCAACGGUGCUUAACCCUAAAACACUAUUUUAAAUCAGUAACACCAUCACUAUCACCGGGUGAUUUCUACCUGAAAUAAUAUAAAAGAUGUAAAUGAGCCUUAUAUGUAUAUGAGUGUAUGCUGGUUUUGGUUUGUGUAAGAGUAAUGGUGGCCUAUUUUGUUCUGAAACAGUACCAUAAAGAUAUUUUCUCAUGAAAUUCUCAUUUAGCAAGAGACUCUAUGAUUUUAUUUACAUGAUGUGAUCAUUUGAGUUGCCAAUGUUGUCAUAAAGUGAUAUUGUAAUUGUUUUCUGUUUGAAGAAAUAACUUUGGGUUGCCAGUCGAAGAAUGCGUCGCUCAGGAGCUCCAAGCCAACUCCAUGGCAGUGCGAUGAAAAAGCCUCGUUUUGUGGCCCCUGGACCAUCUUCUGCACGUCCAUUGACUGAAUCCAAGCCCCUGACACCUAAACUCGGCUUAGGCAAUGCACUAGAAAAGGUUAAUAAUUCCCAACACCUACAACUGACCACCACGCAUGUCUUUUGAUUUCUGUCAUCCUUAUUUUCUAUUCCAAACAUUCACAGAUUAUAACGUUUUUUUCACCCUGUCAACCUGCAGGUCCAGAGAAGUCUAACAGCACCAGUUCAGAGUAAAACAGAGCAUGAUUUCCAGCCCAGAGCUGCUCAGCCCGCUCCAGCCUUGUCCAGGGCUCUGGCUCGUGUACUUAGUGCAACAGAGCACAAAGAGAAUGACACCGGGACAGAACAUCCUGAUGUUGGCUCUGAAGAGGUUAAAGUUGACAACAGUCCAGCAGGUAACAACAAAACACAUUUGUCACAAGGACAGGAACUGCUAAAAGUAAUACUAGGGUGUGAGUGCUGGAUACACAAUCUUAGUUAUUUUAUUUAGUUAUGUUUCAAACCAGCCCAAGUCUUUUUUUCAGGAAAACAUCUGCCUGAUAAGAAAAAAAUGCAAAAUAACCAAUGUUGGGUCGUAAACUUAAUACCACUCUUAUAUUCUUUAUUGUCCAGCAGCUGGUGGUAAGUUGAGUAUUGUGAUACGGAUAAAUCUAUGUUCUUAAUUUUUCUCCAAAAAAGUAAUAGAAAUGUUUAUUUUCUCAAUGUAUUGUUUACCUUUCAUAAAGACUGCUGAGUGUGAUAAUGCCCACCAAACAAGACUAAACUGCAAAAAGGGAAUAAUUAAAUUAAAUAUAAAACCUUUUUUCUAAUUACACUUUCUUUUUUGGAUUUUAAUGUUUAGUUUAUUGUAAAAAUAUGCAUAUUUCUUUCUAUCUUAUACACCUCUUCUUUUUAUAGUACUUAUAUGCCAACUUAUUAUAAUCAAAAGUGUAAUACUUUUGACUCUGACUCCCUCUUUUUGAUGCCUACGUGAAAAAUAUCUUACAAGGUGUAAAGGAACCUUGAAAAAUAAGAAAAUAGAUAAUUCAAUUUAUAAUUAACGUGAAUAAUCUGUUCUACAUGAACUUAUGUGCAGUAACUCGGUAUCUUCUUUACCAUCUUCACUAAAAAAUGAACAUGCAGCAGAAAAACGACUGAAAAAUGUUGCUCAAGUGUUUGUUCCCAACUAUUAGUCAGACGGUUUCACUUCCUGAACGUGAUCUUUGUGUUUUUAUAUUUUUAAUCUAUAGCGGUUCGUUUUUCACUCCGCUGCCUUGAACUCGGCGAUAUAUCGAUUUAAAAAAUAUAUAUUGAUAUAUUUUUAAAUGAGAUAUGGAAUUGGACCAUAUUGCAUAUAUUGAUAUAGAGAUAUCAGAUGAUGUUGUCGACAGGCUGGUGUUUAUUGCACAAAAUCUUUAAACAAAGGACACACUUGUCUGUCCUCUAAUGUCUACCUUAAGACAGCACUAACUGUUUAUCAAAGUAAAAAAGGAAAGAGGGGGAAAUGUUUACUGAGUUCAUAGUCUGUUCAUAGUCUUGUGCAACUCGUUGAGACUGUUAAGGAGAUAAGAAAGACAGAUAGGUAAUCUCAAAAUGAUGUUUAAAAACAAUUUUCUUAAACUGAGCACUUUUUUUUGUUCUGUCUUUAUACAUGUAAAUGCUGCCCUUACUGGGGUUUGUCAUAUUAAAUUCUUUAGUUGUGUUUGCUGUUUGCAUCUGUGGAUUUGUUAGAGAGAAGAAAAUCUGAACUUUUCAAAUGGCAGAACAUUUUCGAAUUUUAUUUCUGAAAAUAUCGUCGAAAAGCUGCGAGUUUUGGCCGAUUACCGAUUAGUCUCAAACGGGCUAAAACUGGGUCUUAAUAUUUAGCUUUGACUGUGACUAAACCUUUGCUCUCACUUUGUGAUAACAAUAUCAGGAUGUAUAUCAUAUAUUGAUUUUCAGCCUAAAUAUAUCGGGAUAUAACUCUUGGUCCAUAUCGCCCAGCCCUACCUCUGCCUAUUUGAGAUGUAGGAUGUAUUUUUCUAUACUCAGUCGCAACACAACUUUGGAUAACUGCGAUCCAGUCCAGCUUUCUAAAUGUUAAUUCUUUCAUUUUGUGACAAAGCUUGCAUGUAUUACAUUACCAGUGCGUCUACAUUAAAUAUCCUUUAUUUCACAUCAUGAAGAAACCGUGACACGAAGGGUGCUGCGGGGCUGAAUCUCUCUCUCAUUUCUCCCAGCAUGCCUGUCUCUCUGAUGCUGUUAAUAACAAAGGCACGUUGAUGAUGGCUGCUGCUAAACCAGACAUGCUGAGGCUGGCUGACGGCAGAUCCAGCAUUAUGUAAAUUAGCGGGGUAGUGCAGCUGCAGCAGCGGGCAGAUUAAGACUGUGCUCGGGUUCAGUGAGCUACCGCUCCCUCCCUCCUCCCGCCGGAGCAACUAGUGCCUGUUUUUCUCAAUAAAAGCACGCGGCGGACACACCCACUGCCUCUGUCUCAGCAUGGUUUCCCCACGCGCCCUGAGCACGUGUAUUAUUGAGCUGUUCUCCCUGAUACAGAGCAGAGGUUAACUCUAGGCAUUUAAAGCAGGUUAGGAAAAUAAAAGCGACGCAUCUGCGGGCAUGCGCGGCGCGCUGACUAACCCCUCCCCCACGCAUUUAGUUAAGCCAGCGCUAUUUCAGGGCAACUUAAAAAGAAACAAACCCAGAUCCCUUAUAACCGGUAUAAACACAGUUUCAGCCUGUCUCCCCAGUUUCCCACUGUUGUCGUCUUGGUGCUCUAGUGUGAAAACAGAGUGUCUGUGCUGUUCUCUGUGCUGUGCUCGGUUUGGGGUUUAGAGAGACCGAGCUGUAAGUAGGUCGGGCUGGGCUUAAGCGGCUUAGCUACGUCAGCCUAAGCUGGGAGGAAUUCAUCCAAAGCCCUCCGCGGUAGGCGGGGGCCUAAACGAGGCUGGCCUAGUUAAGCCUGAUUCUUAUUGUGUGCAGCGCAGCCUGUUUUUGUUGUGCAACGUAGCUGAGAGGGACCCAAGGAGGAGUGUAUGAAUCCUUGCACAUGUUAGGCAUAGCUUAUGUUUGGUUCAGAGAGGAAGGAAGGGGAAAAGAGAAAUGUGUGGGAGUUUUAACUUAUCAACGUGGAUAAAGAGAAGCCAGAAGCAGGGACAAAACAGGCAGGUCUGGGCUGGACAGGUAGGAAGAGUGAGGAGGCAAGGUUUGAAGUGUAGGUGCUGACAGGUGACACCCAUAGGCCUGACUUGGUCUGUGUGAGCCCGCUAUGCAGUAAGAUGGCAUCCAGCUCUGUGUUUCUGUCCAGUAUGGUGGGCAAAGCUCGCUCCUCCAACUUCACCCUCUCGGAGAAGCUGGACCUGUUGAAGCUAGUCCGCCCUCAUAUCCGCAUUUUGGAGGAGCACACCAACAAGCACGCAGUCAUCGUGGACAAGAACAAGUGCUGGGAUACUGUGGCCGAGCAGUACAAUGCCCUGGGAGGAGAUAGACCCCAUCGCACUGCUCAGGGACUCAGGACCCUCUACAAGAGGCUGAAGGAGUCUGCAAAGCAGGAAGUGAUGCAGCGGAGACACGCCCAGCCUGAGUACAGAGCCAGCAUCUCAGAGCCAACCAGGAGAAUUAUGGAGAUGAUCCCUCACCUGUUUCACCAUGUGCCAAUCCACGAGAAGGACCAGGCUCUGCGCAGGUACAGUAUUAACAAACACAGGCACAAAGUUAAAUGCAGCGCUGAGGGAUAACUUGGCAGGAAGCAGAGAGUUUAGAGAGUACAGAUGUACAUGAUUAGCUCCGAUAGAGUUUAAUUCAUGAUACUGAUUGAACUAUUUUAGGAGGAGGAAUAGGAGGGGCUGUGGACGCCGAGUCGUAAAACCAAUCAGAUUACACACACAGCCUGCACAUGGUGAGGCUGGACAGAAAAACACAGUAUGUCCUGCCAAAAUACACAGUUUUACGCACUUCAAAAUACCCAAACUUUGUAAGAAUUGCAGGAGACAAAAUACGUUAACAUAUUCCAGAUCUAUUACCAGUUUAAUCUUAAAGAUAUGUUUUGAAUUCACUCACUAUGAGAGCCAGAAAAAACAACCUUUUAUUCAUUACAAUGACAACUAUCAAGGAAUAUUGUUGCCUUUGUUGGAUUGCAACUAUCAUAGGUUUGUUAAGUGCUUAUUAUCACCUGAUCAGGAUGCUUAUAAAUAACACUCAAUACACACAACAGACACUGUCUCAAUAGUUUUUAUUCCUUUUUUCUGCUUAGAUUAAUAUACAACAAGCACAGCUCUCCAAUCGAGCAUCCUGGCAGCAGCUCCUCUCUGGCUGGACUCCAGGAUUACUCAGCAGCUGUCCCAAGUAUCCCCCAUGAAGUGGUCCAGCUGGACCCUGAAGAGGAUGUUAAACCACCACCAGACCUCCCCCUGCUCUCUGCGCACACAGGGCCAGGGCUGGACGGAGGCCAGGAGAGGGAGGAAGAGCAGGACUUGGGCAGUGUCCAUGAUUAUGAAGCAUCUCUCUCUCCCACCCCGUCUUCUGUCAACAUCCCUCUCUCCACCUCACCGCUGCCCUUACGCCAUGACCUGUACCCAAAUGACAUCUACCCCCAUCAUGAGCCGGACAGGUUUCGUCCUCUGCAACUGGCCAAAGAGGAGCAUGAGCUGGUGAUAGCCAAUCACAGAAAGGUUGCCAUGUACUUAGAGGAAAAGAGAGAAGGGCUGAAGAGGAAACAGGAACUGGAAGAAGAACUUCUGAGAGCCAAGAUCAGAGUAGAGAAACUAAAGGCUGCACGACUGAGACACGGGCUGCCAGUGCCACUAUAACAAGCAUCAACACUCAUGUCCUUGGCCACUGACAGAGUGUUAUAGGAAAUACAAGAGCAGAGAUCAGUUUAAUGUUUGAGAGCUGUAUCAGAACUUUGAUUUCUUUUGGAAACAGUGCCUCGUACAGACACUUCCCGCCUGUUUGCGUUUCGCAGGAAAAGACUAGUUCGUUUAACCACCAGUCUGCGUUCAUAUUUGUCAGUUAGAGAAAUCCCUCCAUCCUCUGUGUGUGAAUUCACAAGUAGCAACAAAACAUGUAAAUGUCUGUGGUAGGAACACUGACAGGCCCCAACAGGCCAAAUCAAUGUGGAAGUCAAGUUUCUUGAAGGGAAUUGUAAUAGUAAUGGAUGUUUCAUACAGUGAUGGUACUCUUCCUGCCCCUGUCAAGUAUCUAUGGGAACUUUAGUGUGUUUUUUAUAAUCUGUAUUGUCAAGGUUCAAAACAGACUGUGACGGCAUUUACUGUAUGAUGUACUGAGGAAUACGAGUGUGAGAGUCCGCUCAGAUUCUGGCACGUUGUUUGUGUUUCUUUUGCAAAGUCUAAAGAAAUCUUAAACCUGGUUAAAAACACACGUACAACACUUUCAGUUGAAUAAACUAGGGAUCGGUAACAAACAAAUCAAGACAAACUUUUCUUGAAGCGUGAAAUGUUCAGUUUCCCAUGAUGAGAGUUAAAGUUUAACUGUUAAAAAGCCUUAAAUAUGUGUUUUUUUUAUCGAGUUAUCAAACUCGCACUGAAGUCAAAGGUUAAAAUUCUCUCACUAAAUGAAUGCCAAGUAAGGAAAAGAAGGGAGAUUGGUUGUGUAAUCGGUUUUGUGACAUUAAUGUUAUUUAAUGUAUGUGACUACAAUGUUGAUUGUAUUGUAAUGUUGAUACACAAGUGUUUGUCCUCAUGUUCUUUUAUUUCUAUAAAAUAAAUCAAGAUCAACAAAUGGUGAUGGUUUAUUCCUCGAUCCUCGGCUCUCAGUAUCUCGUUUCUUGUGUGGGUUGUCGUGUGAUAGAGUCGCAUUUUCAUCUGUAUGAUGGGUUGGGACUUGGUGCAACAGUGACCUCUGCUGGCGAGUUUGUCCAAGGUGUAUAUGUGUGCCUUUGAUUUUUCACAGUGUGUAUUUUUCUGUAUAACAGAAGUGGACGAUUUCCGUCAGUUGACCCCCAAACCUCCGGAGCCUCCUGUACGGUCAGCCUGUGUUUCUGAAGCUGUAGACUCUGCCUCUGGUGGCAGCCAGGAAGGAGCACGCUACUUCAGUGUGAUGUGGUGUAAAGCCAGUAAAAAAAAACACAAACGCUGGGAGGGUGAUGCUGUCCUGAUCACAAGAGGACGCACAGCCACACUGAAAGAUAUGGAAGGGAAAGAUAUUGGCAAAGGUGAGUCAAAGAUAAGAGUUCUUUUCCUGUCAAUUUUUUCUUGUUUGUUCAUGAGUGUAGAGGGAAUUUCUCUGCAUGAUUGUUUUAUUUGCAGGAAGUGGCUACAAGGUGUCCAUGCUGGCCUCUCUGUCUGAGGGAGAGACUCUGAUGAUUGGAGGGAAGGAGGUGGAGAUAAUGGGGGUCAUUUCUGCGGAGGAUUUCGCCAGGGGACGUUGUUUUCAAGAUGUCCAGGUAGAGAAAGAUGAGCCACACACAAAGUCUGGUCCUCCAUCCUCACGCAGCUUGGGGUCCAAACCUUUCUGCCCCCCAUCACUGUUGGGGAAAGCAGGUUGUCCAGGAUCCAAAACAGAGGAGAAACAGACUUGCAGGCCUCGCCAUGACCCACUGGCCCCAGGUACAGUAUGUGAUUUGAGCAGAAACUUUUGGCAACACAAUGGACAAGGGAAAGCCAUCAAACGCUUUGCUUACGAUUGUUUUUUAGGUGAUUUGGUUAAAUUGUCUUAAUUUCUUUAUAUAGAAAUGACUCUAUUGUCAGGAAGGGUCUUACAUGAUUUUAUUCUUGACUGCUUUAACAUGCUGCUUAAAAUUAAGAUUAGAGUCAAAGUUUAUCCCGAGGUACUUAAAAUGUUCGACCACAUGGAGUCUCUCUCCAUUCACAGUGACUGAUGGUUGCUGUCCCUCUGUUGGCUGUCAGGAGAAGUACAUACAGACAGUUUGUUUUAUUUUGUAUUCAAGUGUAGACAAAGGUUUUGGAGCCAGUGGGACACUGACACCACGGCUCCUGAGAGCAUUGCAUCAGAUCCUUGUAUUGAGUUGGCAUGGCAGUAUAAUACAGUGUCAUCAGCAUAUAAAUGUGUUUUUAUAUAUGGGGGUACAUAGUCAUCAGCUCUGCUCUUUUCUCAGGUGCCCUGGUAAUGCCUCGUCCAUCCCCAAACCAUCAGUGGUCCAAUAACAAAUCAGGGCUUCCUGUGGUUGAUGUUGUUGUCGAUCCACAUCUGACUCAUCAUCUUCGACCCCAUCAGAGAGAUGGCCUGCUCUUUUUGUACGAGUGUGUCAUGGGCAUGAGGUGAUGAAGCUGCUGUUUUUUAUUUAUUUAUUAUUUUUUCAAUAGGUUCUUAUUUCUAUUGAUUCCCUUUAUUUUGUGCUCUUCAGAGCUGUGGGGCGUUACGGGGCUAUGUUGGCAGAUGAGAUGGGUUUGGGAAAAACCCUUCAGAGUGUUGCACUGUCUUGGACGUUGCUUAAACAAGGCCCGUACGGGGGGAAAGCGGUCGCUAAGCGAGUUCUUGUCGUCACUCCUGGCAGCCUUGUGCAAAACUGGGGUGCAGAGUUUCACAAGUGGCUAGGCCGUGAGAGGAUCAGUGUUUUCACUGUGGAUCAGGUGAGGAGAGAAUUACAGUUUUUUUUUUCUUUUAAUUUUUAAUUAAUGUUAAGCAGUCUGCUGGUAGAAUGAACAGAAAAAAAUAUAUCAGAGGUUUCAGUUUUAAUGUGCCAUAGAGCAUGUCAAAUUCACUUGUAAAUCAUCGAAAGCCCAGAGCUUCUCACAAUUUUGGCAGUAAAUGGGUAAGCAACAUGUAAUAAAUGAGAAUCAAAGAGAUUCAUUGAAAUAGAUAAACAAUAUUGAGGGUUAAAUGCAGAAAAUCCCCCCCUCUAAAUUUAGAAAAGCAGUCACAGAUAUAAUUUUUCAAUUUUCUAAGUUUUCUCUUUAUUUUUUUUACCGCUACUGCCUUAUGAUGAACUCCUGUACCUCUAUCUACCUCAUGUAAAGCCAUUCACAUGUAUUCUUUUCAAUGAUGUGUGCAGGAUCACAGGAUAGAGCAGUUUGUGUUAUCCCCUCUGCACAGUGUUCUUGUGAUCAGCUAUGAAAUGUUACUUCGCUGCCUGGAGCAGGUAUGUUCAUAUUAAAGCACUUCUCUUUUUUGUAGUUGAAGUUAUUAAACAACUCCUAUCUCCAUUUGGAUGAAUUAAAUAACUAUUUACAUAUUUUAAACUUUUGCUUUUAGGUUCAGAAAGUUGAAUUUGGCCUUGUAAUUUGUGAUGAGGGACACAGAUUGAAGAACAGCAGCAUCAAAACGUCUUCAGCGCUCAGUAGCCUGAGCUGUAGUCGCAGAGUCAUACUAACAGGUAUGUGCAUCGUCACCUAUAUGAUGAAGGGAGGAGAUUUGAAAACAUCUAUUAAGUCUAUGUCUGAGAGGUACAACUGCUCAUAAAGACUUUAAAAGAAAAACAAUCUUUGUUUUUGUGGAGGCACCCCCGUACAGAACGAUCUGCAGGAGUUUUACGCCAUCAUAGAGUUCGUCAACCCGGGGAUUCUUGGCUCCUCGACUGGCUAUAGGAAAGUGUAUGAGGAGCCCAUUCUACGCUCUAGACAGCCCUCCUGCACAGAGGUAUCACUGUCUCUGCUCCUCUUGCCUUUCAUCGUUGUCAUCAAAUUCUUUUUUAAAGAUCUGGUGCUGAGUUCGAUCUUGUAUUCACCGACAGGAGGAGAGAGUUUUAGGAGAAGAGCGAGCAGCAGAGCUCUCUCGCCUCACUGGCAUGUUCAUCCUGAGACGGACACAGGAGAUCAUCAACCGCUACCUGCCUCCUCGUCUAGACUGGACGUUGUUCUGUGAACCCUCCCCUUUGCAGCUAGAUUUGUAUGAACAUCUUCUCUGCCACAGAGUCUUCAGAGCCUGCCUACAGGGCACCGUGCAAACUCACACACACUUGGCCUGCAUCACUGCUCUGAAGAAGCUCUGUAACCACCCGUGUCUGCUCUACUCUACUGUGAAGGUAACGUUUGUACGAACCCACAGGGCUAUGCCACCUGCAUCCUCCCUCAGGGCAGUUCUCUUUUAAUAUUUAUAAUCAGAGUUCCUUACGUUUAGGUUUUAUAAGUCAGUAGUGAAAUAAUGUAAGUGUUUGGAGAUGUGGCUAAGUGUUCUGUCAUAUUUUUUCAGGAAAGAUCAGAUGGCAGUUCGUUGGAGAGCUCUCUCUAUGAAGGCUUGGCGGAGAUCUUCCCAGAAUCCUACUCUUCAGGAGGAUUGAAUUCUGCAGACUCUGGAAAGCUCCUGGUUCUGUCCGACCUGCUGACUGCCAUCAGACAGCUCAGCCCUUCAGACAGGUGAAUGUUAGGCGUGUGUUUGCAUUUGUGUGCAUGUUUUUGAUUCAGUGCUGACAAUGUGUGUGUUCUCCUUCAGGGUCGUCGUUGUGUCCAACUAUACAAAGACACUUGACUUGCUCCAGGACUUAUGUAAACGCAUGAACUACACAUUCUGCAGACUUGAUGGACAAACGCCGACAAGCCAAAGACAGCGGCUGGUUGAUAAUUUUAAUAGCCCUUACUCUGACAACUUCUUGUUUCUGCUGAGCUCCAAAGCUGGCGGAGUAGGGCUCAAUCUGAUUGGUGCAUCCCAUCUUGUGUUGUACGAUAUUGACUGGAACCCCGCCAACGACAUUCAGGUAAGACAUGCUUACUGAGUCCAGAGUCCAGAGCACUUUUCUUUUACACCUUUGUAAACCUGUCUGUCAAAUUCAAACGAACAGUGGUGUGUUUACUCGUGUCAGGCAAAGCUGUGAAUUCAACUCCAGAUGGUCUGAAACACACACACAGAGACACAGACUGAAUAUUACAGAUCUGGGUUUUGGUCCACUUCUGGAUGGUGCAGUUGGUUUAUGAGCUGAACGCAAAUGAUUCUCAGGAGUUUGAUCAUGGCUGAUAUUUGAUACAAGCAGGAAUUCUCAGGUUAUGAAAACAAAAAUGUCCAGUAUUAUAUCGUAUCCUUUGACAACAAACAUUACAAAUUUAAACCUCACCUUGUUGGAAAAUGGAUAAUGAGUCCUUGAGUUGAAGUUACUUGUCUUUCAUUUAUCUGCACAUACUUCAUUGAACCUCAGGUAUCAAAGUACAUUAUUACAUCAGACUUAUUACAUGUUUGUCCACCAGAUGGUGCCAUGUACAUUUUUGUCUGUCCGUCCUAUAUUGUGUCCUUUUUGUGUCCAGGCCAUGGCUCGAGUGUGGAGAGAUGGACAGAAGAAAACUGUUCACAUCUAUCGUCUCCUCACUGCAGGUAAGAUUUCAAACUCACCGCAGAGAUGGAUGAAAGUGAUGGGAGAGCAAGUUGGAGGGAUAAUAUGUAAAAUGCAAUUUUCAAAAAGUCUGACAAUGUUUUUAUUCUUAAGUUAUUUUUAAAUACUUUUCAUUUUCAAGGUUUUAGACAGUUUAAAAAAAAAGUAAAAUUGGGGGAAAAAGUUAAGAUUAAAUCGGGAAAAAUGUUUAAUAUCCAUAAACACUUUUAAAUAAAGGAAAGAUAUGAAAGAUGACUCUGAUUAGGCCUUUACAUGUAAUCUAGGAUCGAGUGAUAACCAGUAUUACUGAUUCCUCUUAACACUUUGAACAUAAAAGGUCAAUAUAUCCUGAUAGGAUUUGGAACUGGGCCAUUUAAUGCAUUAAAAGCUGUCAAUAAAAUGUCAAAAUCAAUAUGAAAUGACACAGACAGCCUUUCUAUAUAGCCUAUCAAUGGAGUCAUGUCCAUCCAGGCUGUGGUGCAUUGUUUUUCAAAACUAGUCUGAUGCUUGAUGUCUUUGUUUGAUUUUUUUUUCUACAGGAACAAUUGAAGAGCGAAUAUUCCAGAGACAGGUGUCCAAACAGGGCCUCUCUGGGACAGUGGUUGACUCAGGCAAAGGCGCAGAGCACACUAGCUUCUCCACCAGUGAGCUUCGAGAUCUUUUCAGCCUGUCAGACACAGCCUCUCUGACACACGACCUGUUGAACUGCAGCUGCAGCAUGGACGGUUCGCUCCAGGGUAGGCUCACAGCACACUGAUACUCGUGUUAUCGACCUCAUUGAGGCAUUAAUUCCUUUUUUACCUUCACUCUCAGCUGUUUUAGAGGAGAGCAGGGAGCAGGUUUCUGAGAGACCUUGCCAGCUUGGUCGCCAAGGAGACCGUGGUGGAGCGGUGCAGAAGCCCCUCAGCAUGUCAGAGCUGAUGCAGUGGAGACAUUUCUCUGGUGACACAGACACCUUCUCAGAUCCUUACCUCGACCACGCACGCACCCACAUCACAUUCGCCUUCCAGACCACCAUCUCUCACACAGAGCAGUGACAAACACCGGAUGACACCCUCGAUAUACAUGACUCACGUACGUAUGUGCGCUGUCUUCAAGCUCCCUGGGUUUUAUCCUGAAUACAUCGAUGACUAAAACACUCCUCAGUUGCUGCCAAAGACAUCAGGACAGUUCCCAUUUGUUUUAAGUGACGCUGUUUCUGAGAUUCUUAACCCUUUCCUCAGGAUUUCUUUAUUUAUUUGAAGAAAUUUACUGUAAGACUUCAUUAAAUAAACAAAAUUGGAACAAAUCUGGGUAAUAACGGGCUUUUAAUCAGUUUACUUCCUACAUGUUGGAGGUGUCUGUUACAUUUUAUAUCCAUGUACAAUAGAUAAAUGUGC